GGGAAGGGGGACACGAUGGGGUGGUGUCCAAAACCGUCCUGCGAACUGCCUCGCAGUUCGGCUCUGCUUUUCCCCCUUUCCUCCCCUCGGAGCGGAGGCGGGGCCGGGGGCUGCCUGACGCGACCGUCCCCGGCGGGGAGCUCCGGAGCCCCCCUCAGCCUCAGCCCCGGGCAUGGCGCCCGCCCCGGGGGCCGGGCAGGGCCGGGCCGGGCUCGGCGGCGGCUCAGCCCCGCGGUGGGGACGGCGUUAGCCCGGCCCUGCCCGUCCCCGCCCGUCCCGCCCAGCCGGCCCCCCGCAGCAAAUGACCCGCCAUGGAGGCGCGCUGGCGCUGCCCAGAAGUUUGGAGGCAGGGGAGCGGGCAGCGGCUGCCUGCGAGGGGACGGCGGGAGCCGGCGCCCAGCCGCAGGCGGCGCAGCGGGGCGGCGGGCGGGCAGGAGAGAGUGGGCUGCUGCUGGCAGCUCCAGGAUGAAGUCGCCUCCCUGCUGCAUGUCUCUUUCUUCCCAAGCGUCCCUGGAGGAACAAGGGAACAGCACGUCCCUGGGCUCCCUGGACUCCAGCGUGUUCUCCAGUGAGGAAGAGCAGGGGCCCCUGCUGCAGAAGGCCAUCCCCCCCUUGGACUGCUUUACGAUCAAUGUAGGAGGCAGCCGCUUUGUGAUGUCCCAGCAAACUUUGUCUUGCUACCCUGACACCCGUCUUGGCAAACUGGCUGUAGUGGUCUCUGCCGCCCGGGAUGUGGCCUCUGGCCUCCUGGAGCUUUGCGAUGAUGCCAACCUGGUGGAGAAUGAAUAUUUCUUUGACCGGAGCUCACAGGCGUUUCACUACAUCCUGAAUUACUACCAGACGGGGAGGCUGCAUGUGAUGGAGCAGCUCUGCGCGCUCUCCUUCCUGCAGGAGAUCCAGUACUGGGGCUUGGAUGAGCUCAGCAUCGAUUCCUGCUGCAGAGACCGGUACUUCAGGAGGAAGGAGCUGAGUGAAGCCCUAGACAUCAAGAAAGAUGCAGAAGAACUGGAUGCCCAAGAUGAGGAAGAGGACUUUUCUGGUAGCCUCUGUCCUAAUGUCAGACAAAAACUUUGGGAAGUUUUGGAAAAGCCUGGUUCCUCCGCAGCAGCCAGGACUUUUGGCACUCUAUCCAUGGCUUUUGUUGUUGUGUCCAUUGCCAACAUGGCUUUGAUUUCGGUAGAGCUAAGCUGGCUGGCACCACCACUACUGGAUGCCCUAGAGUAUCUGUGCAUUGCAUGGUUCACUGUGGAGUUUGUUCUGAGGUUCCUGUGUGCACGGGAUCGGUGUCGCUUCCUAAGGAGCGUGGCAAACAUCAUCGACCUCCUUGCCAUUUUACCUUUCUACAUUACCCUGCUGGUAGAGAGUCUGUGUGGUGGGGAGAGCUCCCAAGAACUGGAGAACGUGGGGCGCAUUGUGCAAGUGCUGAGACUGCUCAGAGCCCUGCGGAUGCUGAAGCUGGGAAGACAUUCAACAGGCUUGCGGUCCCUUGGAAUGACUAUUGCACAGUGCUACGAGGAGGUUGGCCUUCUUCUGCUUUUCCUGUCUGUAGGGAUCUCUAUAUUUUCCACUGUGGAGUACUUUGUUGAGCAAGGUGUGCCAGGCACAACUUUCACGAGCGUACCGGGUGCUUGGUGGUGGGCAACAACUUCCAUGACAACUGUUGGUUAUGGUGACAUUAGGCCAGACACCACUAUUGGUAAGGUAGUGGCCUUUAUGUGUAUACUGUCAGGAAUACUAGUUCUGGCCUUGCCAAUAGCUAUCAUAAAUGACCGGUUUUCUGCCUGUUAUUUUACACUGAAGAUAAAAGAAGCUGCUCUCCGGCAACGUGAAGCUUUAAAGAGACUCACGAAGAACUCAUCCAGUGACUCAAAUAUCAAUGUGAAUUUACGAGACAUAUAUGCACGCAGUGUCAUGGAUAUGUUACGGUUAAAAAGCAGAGAGAGAGCAAGCACUCGGAGCAGUGGAGGAGAUGAUUUCUGGUUUUGACUUUUAAGUUAUUUAGCCUUGUAGAGCAAAUAGACUACUUCAAAAAUGUAGUACUAAGAAUCUCUUUUUUAUUAUUCACCACAUACUGUAUUUGCUUUUCCAUCUGGAGUUUGACUGGAGUUUGACAGACUGAUAUAGCCAGUGUAUACUAAGGAGGAAUUCAAAAUAUUAAAGCUCUCAAGGGGCUCAGAAACCCGAUCCCAGAACUGGAUCUUGGUGGGUGAGAGGGGAAAUAAUGUGUCCAUCAAAGUAAAGCAGUGACACAAACAUCUAUGAAUCCAAUGUCCUUGCUAAUGUAUAGUAAUAAAGUCUUAGCCAAAAUUGCUGUGAUGUUUUGAAUUUUGAAGACCUGUAAGAUUUGUAUAUACAGUAGAAAAACAAAAGUUCGAGACAUUAAGAAAAUCUGAAAAGAGAACUCUAAGGAAGUAGAAUGUUGAAUAAAUUUAUGAUGACAUUCCUAU
This is a messenger RNA of Oxyura jamaicensis (ruddy duck), 2447 nucleotides long. It is a transcript of the gene KCNV1, whose product is annotated as potassium voltage-gated channel modifier subfamily V member 1. The transcript is spliced from 4 exons. The coding region runs from base 16 to 1986 and encodes 656 amino acids. NCBI's taxonomy places the organism in Eukaryota, Metazoa, Chordata, Aves, Anseriformes, Anatidae. The record is from RefSeq and is a predicted model, not a curated record. Gene Ontology annotation, biological process: protein homooligomerization; potassium ion transmembrane transport. Gene Ontology annotation, molecular function: protein binding; voltage-gated potassium channel activity. Gene Ontology annotation, cellular component: membrane; voltage-gated potassium channel complex.